CACUUCCAACAACCCCGUCCCAGAGUGUUUGAUUCUCACCACUCCUUCCAUCUUAUCCCAGCUCCUUCGCCGCAGCCUUUCACCAUGGGGCCCAAGCGACCGUCCCUCGCUACCGCCUUCCGGACUACAGACCUGCGAACCUCUCUGCGUCAACCCUCUGAACAGACCUCCAGCGGAAAUGCCCCCGCCCCAAAAGCAGUCAGUUUCGGCGGUGAUCGCCUGGCAGUUCAGGAGGACAUCAUCAGUGAACACUCUCCCUUACUCCGCCCUGGGUCGUCCGAGGAUGGUGGUGAACUUGUUAAGAUGAUUUCACCCGAGGAUAACUGGGUAGACGACGACCCUGUUAACGAAGAGACAAAGAGCACCCUGUUUCUGUUUCUGUUGACUCUCGGUGGGCUUGGUCUACAGAUUGGAUGGUCUGUCGAGACCUCCAAUGGUUCGCCGUAUUUGCUGUCUCUCGGUUUGAGCAAAUCUCUUCUCGCUCUCGUAUGGAUCGCUGGCCCUUUGUCCGGAACGCUCGUUCAGCCAUAUGUCGGAAUGAAAAGUGAUGAUUGUCGGAUUCGCUGGGGUAGACGGCGCCCUUUCAUUCUUGGUGGCACUCUUGCGACCAUAUUCUCUCUCAUGGUAUUGGCCUGGGCCAAGGAAAUCGUCACUGGAUUCUUUGGUCUCUUCGGCGCUGAGAGCCAAUCCACUCUUGUGGUCAACGGUGUCAUCUUCUUCGCCGUCCUGUUCGUCUACGUGCUUGACUUCGCCAUCAACGUCGUUCAAGCUGGUAUCCGAGCCUAUAUCGUUGAUGUCGCGCCCACUCACCAGCAAGAGUCUGCCAAUGCUUGGAUGAUUAGGUCUUCAGGAAUCGGAAACAUCCUUGGUUAUUUUGCAGGGAACGCUGAUCUACCUAAGAUGUUUCCAUUCCUUGGUGAUAACCAAUUCAAGGUCCUCUGUGCUAUUGCCUGCUUCAUUAUGGCACUCACAGUCGGCAUCAGUUGCUUCGCUGUGUCCGAGCGGGACCCCUCUCUGAAUGCAGCUCCCCAAGAGCAGGAGGGAGGCGUCUUGCAUUUCUUCAGAAGUCUUGCCCGCUCUGUGAAGACUCUUCCACCACAGAUCAAACGGGUCUGUGAAGUGCAGUUCGCUGCUUGGAUUGGAUGGUUCCCUUUCCUUUUCUACAUCACCACUUACAUUGGUGAGAUUUACUCUGAGCCUUUGUUUCAAGAGAACCCCAACCGAAGCGACGCGGAGAUCAAUCAGAUCAUCGAAGAAGGCACAAGACUGGGCGCUAGGGCUUUACUGAUAUUCUCCUUUACCACUUUCGCCGCUUCCAUUGUCCUACCAUUCAUUAUUCCUCCCACAUUCGAGGCCCCCGACGCUGAUCCUGCAACGCCGAUGACACCGACUACUCCGCGCUCCAUGACGGGCUCUGGAUAUUUUGCACUGAACGCGCCUGGAAAACGACCACCUAAGACUUGGUCGGGUCGAUUCUCGACUUAUAUCGACGCUUUACAGAUCAAGAGUCUCACCCUUCGUCGUUCGUGGUUUGUUUCGCACAUCAUGUUUGCAGUCAUUAUGGCCAUGACUUUCAUCGUGCGAUCGGUCUUCACCGCAACGAUAUUGGUCGCCCUGAUCGGUGUCCCUUGGGCUUUGACCAACUGGGCUCCGUUUGCCCUUAUUUCCUCUGAAAUCUCUAAGCGGGAUGCUAUUCGCAGAGGCGUCAUCCGCCCUAGUAUGCACGACCGCGACACGCAAUCUAUAAUGUCAGGGGAAGACGAUGUGCAAGAGUCUGGAGCCGAUCAAGCCGGCGUAGUGCUUGGGAUUCACAACGUCGCCAUUGCUGCCCCUCAAGUUAUCGCAACACUUGUCAGUGCAAUCAUCUUCAAGAUACUUCAAAAGCCAAGAGGGCAUCCAGGGGACAACAGUGUCGCGUGGGUGCUUCGAUUCGGUGGUUGCUGUGCGAUCGUUGCAGCAUAUCUCUCAUUGAGGGUCAAGGAAGAGAAAGAAGAUGAGAGCAGUGACUAA
This is a messenger RNA of Periconia digitata, 2010 nucleotides long. NCBI's taxonomy places the organism in Eukaryota, Fungi, Ascomycota, Dothideomycetes, Pleosporales, Periconiaceae. The record is from the annotation of a GenBank genome assembly.